This is a messenger RNA of Mus musculus (house mouse), 681 nucleotides long. The record is from the annotation of a RefSeq genome assembly. Lineage: Eukaryota; Metazoa; Chordata; Mammalia; Rodentia; Muridae.
AUGAACGAAAAUCUAUUUGCCUCAUUCAUUACCCCAACAAUAAUAGGAUUCCCAAUCGUUGUAGCCAUCAUUAUAUUUCCUUCAAUCCUAUUCCCAUCCUCAAAACGCCUAAUCAACAACCGUCUCCAUUCUUUCCAACACUGACUAGUUAAACUUAUUAUCAAACAAAUAAUGCUAAUCCACACACCAAAAGGACGAACAUGAACCCUAAUAAUUGUUUCCCUAAUCAUAUUUAUUGGAUCAACAAAUCUCCUAGGCCUUUUACCACAUACAUUUACACCUACUACCCAACUAUCCAUAAAUCUAAGUAUAGCCAUUCCACUAUGAGCUGGAGCCGUAAUUACAGGCUUCCGACACAAACUAAAAAGCUCACUUGCCCACUUCCUUCCACAAGGAACUCCAAUUUCACUAAUUCCAAUACUUAUUAUUAUUGAAACAAUUAGCCUAUUUAUUCAACCAAUGGCAUUAGCAGUCCGGCUUACAGCUAACAUUACUGCAGGACACUUAUUAAUACACCUAAUCGGAGGAGCUACUCUAGUAUUAAUAAAUAUUAGCCCACCAACAGCUACCAUUACAUUUAUUAUUUUACUUCUACUCACAAUUCUAGAAUUUGCAGUAGCAUUAAUUCAAGCCUACGUAUUCACCCUCCUAGUAAGCCUAUAUCUACAUGAUAAUACAUAA